CCUUGACACACUUCCCCCUCGUCACGACUAUUCAUUCUACACAGUCUGUAUAAUCUCACCGUGUGUAUGAUAGAGCUGCCCUUUCUCUCGACUCUCGUCCUUCGCCAUUUCGGUCCUCUGUCGAAUGGCUUACCAUCUUUCUCCAACACCGCCGCCCUUGAUGGACCCUGAAAACACAACCACCAUUCACUCCCCUCAACGAUCCCCUUCUCCUCCGACCCAGCCUCUCUCCAAGCGUGACAAACGUCGUAAUCAACAUGCCGCCCAUCAGAACGAUCUCUAUGCCGAGUUCUCGGCCAACCGGGAACAACACUACCGGGAGCAGCUCAUUGCUCUCCAGACCGACAUGAACCUCAUCACUCAAGCCGAUCCCUACUACCCCGAGCUUUUGGAAGACUCUCCCGAAGAGGUGGCUAGAAUUGCAGAGGUUGCUGCGUCUGGCACACCGUAUCAAUCCCAGAUGUCGUCACUGGCUGGCAAGUGGUACGCAGAGUUUGUGAACGAGGUCAACGACGCAAAAGAAGCCAAAGAGCUCGCGCUGAUCCAAUUAAUGAAUGCACACCAAGCUCGUCUUGAACGGCUCAAGUACGAAUGCGACUAUCGUCUCCACCUUGCCGCCGAAGAAUGCGAGCAUAUGACCAAUACCCUGCGUGAACGCCUCUUUCAGUCUCUCUCCAGUAAACGUCAACGUCUGAUGAAGGAGAAAGAACAACUCGACAUCGCAGACACCAACGCCCUCCUCCUUCAUCCAAGCCAGUUCAGCAUCACCAACCCUGCCAGCCCUGGUGGCCACACUACCAGCCGCAAGACUCGAUUCACCCGCCACCGAGAGCAAGAAGAUCUAAAUGGAGUGGAUGGAAACGGCAAGCGCAAGCGCAAGUUUGCCGACGACGACUUUGGCUCGCCUUCCCGCAAUGGCGUGUCCACCCCCGGAGACCGUUCCAGGGCUGCGACCGCCCACCAAACAGCUCCAGUCUACUCCAUCAACUCUCUCUUUACAGAAAAAGAGCUCAACUUGCAGUCCCACCAGGCUCAGAUUGCUGCUCACCACUUCUUUGCCACUUCACGCAAAGAAGGUGAAGCAACAAACGCACGAAAGCGUGGGCGCGAUCGAGACGAUGCAGACAAACAAGAUGGGUCAGGGGAUGACUCUGUAUCAGAAGAAGAUGAAGAGCUGGAAGCCCCGGCCAUGGAUCGGUCAGCGAGUCAAAAUGUUCAUGUCACAAGAUCCACGCGGACCAUUGGUGGACUGAGUGCUCUCAACACCUUGAGUGACCUGGCAGAAAAGGCAGCGACCCGACCCGCCCUACCGUACGCAACACUUCACACACAUCAAGGCCGAUCAGGAACAUUCCUUCCCCAGCCGAGUCGACUGCUGCAGGAAGAACUCGAGGAGGACCUGUUGAAGCUUGCACAAACCGAGGGUCUACCACCGGGCACGGUGGACAAAAAGGCUGUAGAGGAUGCGCUUAAGCCACUUUCGGAGGGCUGGAGCAACCUGGCGCCUGACUGGCCUGUGUACAUGGAUGUUCAUCUCGUCGAGGUGGAUCCGAGGCAGGCUGGGGCAUGAAUGAGGUGACAAAGUAUGCAGUGUCUAUCCCAACCUAAUGCGGAGAUUGUGAGGGAGAAAGACCACGGUGGGAGCACCAGUGUAACGCUACAUCGAAGACAGCCGAGUGCCAGAGAUAUUCAUAGAGAACGAGACUGGAUAUAGGUGCAAGGAUAUGAAUGACGCAUCACAAAUCUUUGACCUGAUAGGAAAUAAGCCGGUGUGGUUGUGGGCGAGCUCAACUUAUUUCUAAACUACGGAGUAGUGUGUCCAGGGCAUCUCCGGGGGUGCGGGGUUACCGCGGGAGCGCCAUGGGCAGGGUUCGAG
Messenger RNA from Exophiala mesophila, 1876 nucleotides. RefSeq lists its product as uncharacterized. Gene Ontology annotation, cellular component: Sin3-type complex. Gene Ontology annotation, biological process: negative regulation of transcription by RNA polymerase II. Gene Ontology annotation, molecular function: histone deacetylase binding. The coding region runs from base 125 to 1570 and encodes 481 amino acids. The transcript is spliced from 2 exons. The record is from RefSeq and is a predicted model, not a curated record. NCBI's taxonomy places the organism in Eukaryota, Fungi, Ascomycota, Eurotiomycetes, Chaetothyriales, Herpotrichiellaceae.